Messenger RNA from Lasiosphaeria miniovina, 2049 nucleotides. RefSeq lists its product as uncharacterized. The record is from RefSeq and is a predicted model, not a curated record. Gene Ontology annotation, biological process: regulation of DNA-templated transcription. Bases 1 to 2049 code for a protein of 682 amino acids. Lineage: Eukaryota; Fungi; Ascomycota; Sordariomycetes; Sordariales; Lasiosphaeriaceae. The transcript has 6 exons. Gene Ontology annotation, molecular function: zinc ion binding; DNA-binding transcription factor activity, RNA polymerase II-specific.
AUGUACAUUUAUCAGAGAAUGAGAGAGUCUCCUAUGACUUCGAGAGCCCAAACACGAACAGCCUGUCAGCGCUGCCGAAAGAAACGGUCGAAAUGCGAUGGCAAAACACCGUGUCGGAGGUGCGACGAGGCCCAGCAGACUUGCGAGUACGACCACACACGCCGAGAAUCAAAAGACGAGCUUCGUGCCGAGAAGGACCGCUUGAGCAAGCGCAGCCAUGACACAGACAACGUCCUAGUUGCCUUGGCAUCCAUUCAGGAUGCACAAGUCUGCAAGAGAGUUCUUCAAGCCCUCAUCGACGGCUCCAUGUCUCGGGCUGACGUCUUGAGACGCUUCGGUCAAGAAGUUCAAGAAUCAGAUCCCUCCCCUACCCCUUCAGCUUCUGCCCCAGGCUCUGGCUCUGGUCCGGCCUACAGCCCUGCUUCAAGCCUCCCACCACCACCAAGUUGGCAGUACUACUCGGGCUCCGUCAUCAGCCCUGAUUCCGAGGGCGCAUACCUUGCAUCCCGCCCUCGAGCGAGUUGCUUCGACCAUCUGAUGUCGUGGAGGUCAUCUCGUGCCGUCCCUUUCCCCAACGCUGGCUCGGCAUCUGACCCAGCCUCGGCCAUCUCAGCGCCGUCAACAGUCUUGUCUCUCCCGCCGCUGCCGCUUGACGCAUACGCCUCGCACUCUCGUGUCGACACAUGGACACGCACAGGCUGGACCACGGCGCAUAUACGCCAUCUGGUCGACGUCGUUCUCACCUCUGACUACCUCCCAUUCUGUCUCCUCUGCACCGAUCUUUUCCUGCACGACUUUGAACACGGGUCAAGCCGGUUCUGCUCGCCAGCCCUGGUGCACGCCAUCCUAGCACUGGCCACUUGUCUGGUUAACGAAAACAAUGACAGCAGCGGCCUUCUACCUUCAGGGUGGGUAGGAAGCCAGACUUUCUUCGAAGAGGCCCAGUCGGAUUUUCGCCAAGGAGGGCAGCCAGAUGCGCUUCCUGAUAUCCAGGCGCUCGGGAUCCUCGCCCUCUACCAGUUGCGCUGUGGAAGAGAGGCAGAAGCCCAGGAACUGGCCGAGGUUUGCGUCACGAGCAUCAUGGACCUUUGUCAACGCAUGCCAUUGGAUGGCGAGGAAGAGGAACUACAUGCCCGAGUACGAGCCACCACGUACUGUGGCGCUAUAACCCUAGUCCGGAUUCUUUCCCUGGUAACCGGACGGACAUUGAAUGUACUCAACAACAAAGAUCAAGACGAUCUGAUAUACUUGGAUCAAGUGUCUCGCAGCAGCGGAGGCAAGAGCGAGUGGAGAGGCGCCAUGCGACCCAAGACCAACAUAGACCUCGCCAAAGAAGCCCACAGCGUCGAGUUGCUCCAACUUAUGGCAGCCAAGAUUUUCCAGCUGACCGAGCUGGUCUACAAAAUCUCCACCGCCGCGCGAAAAGACGUCGAAGCUGCCUCGACCGAGAUAGUGAGCACGUAUACUAGUUGUCUCAACUGGUAUAACGACUUCUUCACUCUUUUCGAUUCGGAGAGCGGAAGAACGCCCUUUGUGCUUUUUGUUCAUAUGUUCUACCAUUUCUGUCUCCUCUGCGCGAUCCAGCCGUUCGUCGGCCUCGAAGUCGACUCAGACAUGCGGCCCCACGAGAUCUCCAUGCAGGCCACGCAAUCGAUCCUGGCCCUCGUGCAGUCCUACGACGACCUCUUCACGUUGCGGCGCGUCUCCUGCCUCAUCCCCUACUUCGUCUGCAUCUCGGGCCUCUUCAGCUUGGCCAUGCAGGACAGCGGAUCGCGCGUUGACCCGUCCUACUUGCGGCUCGGGGGCGGAGAAACGCCGCUGAUUGCGAGAAAAGUGCCAGACGACACGGAUGGAAACCCGGCCGAGUCGAAACAAAGCGGCAGCACCGUUCCGCCCGCCACGCCCCUCCGCAUCAAGACCUCGGCCGCGGCCCACGCAUCUCUGCUCCUAGCCAAGAUCAGCUCGACGCAUCCUGCGGCGGCGGCCGCCGACAGGCUGCUUAGGCGCGAAAUUGCUUCGGCGCGGGCGGGUGACAGAUUGCCAACCUAG